Messenger RNA from Phaeodactylum tricornutum CCAP 1055/1, 1428 nucleotides. RefSeq lists its product with no specific name. The transcript has a single exon. The record is from RefSeq and is a predicted model, not a curated record. Gene Ontology annotation, molecular function: small GTPase binding; GTPase activator activity. Bases 1 to 1428 code for a protein of 475 amino acids. Gene Ontology annotation, biological process: activation of GTPase activity; nucleocytoplasmic transport. Lineage: Eukaryota; Bacillariophyta; Bacillariophyceae; Surirellales; Neidiaceae. Gene Ontology annotation, cellular component: cytosol; perinuclear region of cytoplasm; nucleus.
AUGGAAGGAAGCCAGUCCAUAUUUAUGGCUCACCAAAGUCUUCUCGAUUUCGCAUCGCAGUGGACAGCGUCGGGGAGUGAAUUGAACGACUGGCCAAUGCUCGAAGAGUUUGUUCUGACAGAUAGCUUCCAAAACUUGACGGAUCAAAAGAGGCUUUCAUUUUGUGGCCUUCAUGGCUUUCUCAACCACAUGUCUGUUCUCUGGAUAACUCCUGCUUGUUUCAUAAUGUCUUCCUCUGUCUACUAUAAUUUGGAUAGAGCUGGGCUGCUUCUUGGCGGGUACCUAAUGUGUGCUCAGAUUGGUGUUCCGCACUCCAGGAGUCCUCACAAUCUCAUCAAUUCAGAGCGAAUCCUUAUCUUUUCCACGUUUUGGGAACACGCUCGCUUGGUGGUGGAUGAUCUGGUAGCUUUGCUGCAGAAAGAUGCGCCGGACUUCGUUUUUUUGGUGAAGGGAUUUGGCUUUCCGAUGUCCUAUCCGAUAUCUCAAAAUGUUUUUCUUCGCCUGGUACGGAAAGGAGGCUCGGUAUCCAAGCUCUAUUUAUCUGGAAGUCUUUGGUCUGUGGAGCAAUCUCAAUGCAUUGCUUCUGCAGGUCUACAAAGUCUAUAUCUAGGUCAUGCAACUAGAUUUGUGGAUGGAGGCAAAUCUCUUGUGAAUUCGCUCGACACAAGCUCAUCUUCGAGACUCAUAAAAUUUAAGGCGCAUUUCUGUGAACUAUCUCAUGAGGCAUGGCUUGCGUUUAGUGUGUACUUGCAGCAAACAAGGUCGCUUCGUAUACUGAAGUUGCAAGGACUGACAAGGUCCGAUUCCUGUGCCGUUCUGCAGUAUUUGAGUGUCAAUACAAGUCUCGAGUACAUUGAUUUGUCCCAAAGCAAUGUACCUACCGCCAUUCUUAAACAAAUAGUACAGUGCCGGACGCUCCGAAAGUUUCGUUACUGCUGCCGUGGAUUCCCUCCCGGCCUGAUUAUGGGAUUACUCUCAAACAAAAGUUUGAACGAACUCAAUGUAUCGUCUCAGAUUCACAAUCAGUUCUCAGACAAAGAAUUUGAUCAAUUGAUACAUGCCAUAUCCAAUCAUCCUAGCCUCAAAAUUCUUUCCCUCAAAAUGCUGGGGAAGCAACCAAUCUAUCGAAGCAAAAAGCUGCUUGAACUUGUUCAAGAAAACAAAGUUCUCGAGACUAUCGAAAUAUCUGCGGAGGACUGGGACACCACAAUACUUCAUCAGGUCUACUGUCAUCUGAGGAUGAACAAGUAUCGCGCACGUGGCAUUGCUUUUUUUCAUGAAACGUUUGAGACUCGGCUUGCUGCGCUUGAUUUUACUUUGCGCGAAUUGAUUUCCAUAGAAAAGAAAGAGAUCUUGCCACACUUGCUCUUUGUCUACCUGCAGCAACAUUGUGACGUACUGGAUUUGAAGUCUCGAUUGCUUUCCUGA